Merops nubicus (carmine bee-eater) is the source of this 695-nucleotide messenger RNA. Its product is annotated as sodium-dependent neutral amino acid transporter B(0)AT2-like. Gene Ontology annotation, cellular component: membrane. Gene Ontology annotation, molecular function: proline:sodium symporter activity. NCBI's taxonomy places the organism in Eukaryota, Metazoa, Chordata, Aves, Coraciiformes, Meropidae. The record is from RefSeq and is a predicted model, not a curated record. Gene Ontology annotation, biological process: sodium ion transmembrane transport; L-leucine transport. The transcript has 3 exons. The annotation marks the transcript as partial.
UCAUCUGCUGCUUAGUUGCAUUUUUUAUUGGCCUGAUUUUUGUGCAGCGCUCUGGAAAUUAUUUUGUGACUAUGUUUGAUGACUACUCAGCUACUCUGCCCCUUCUUAUUGUGGUCAUUUUGGAGAAUAUUGCGGUCACCCGAAUAUAUGGCAUAGACAAAUUUAUGGAGGAUCUGAAGGAUAUGCUUGGGUUUUCUCCAAGCCAGUAUUAUUAUUACAUGUGGAAGUACGUUUCACCCCUAGUAUUGUUAUGUUUGCUGGUGGCUAGCAUUGUCCAAAUGGGAUUAAGUCCUCCUGGCUACAAUGCUUGGAUUGAAGAAACGGCUACGGAGGAGUUCCACAGCUAUCCAACAUGGGGAAUGAUUGUCUGUAUAUCUCUGAUGGUGUUGGCCAUACUGCCAGUCCCAAUAGUCUUCAUGGUGCGCCGUUGCAACCUUAUUGAUGACAGCUCUGGUAGUUUGGCCUCCGUAUCCUACAAAAGAGGACGGAUAAUAAAGGAACCUGUUAAUCUGGAGGGAGAUAAUACAAGUCUGAUUCAUGGGAAGAGUCCAAGUGAAGUGCCGUCUCCAAAUUUUGGCAAAAACAUCUAUCGCAAGCAGACUGGCUCACCGACCCUGGACACUGCUCCCAAUGGACGCUAUGGCAUUGGGUACCUGAUGGCCGACAUGCCCGACAUGCCGGAGUCGGACUUGUAA